This is a messenger RNA of Glycine soja, 1342 nucleotides long. RefSeq names its product reticulon-like protein B12. The record is from RefSeq and is a predicted model, not a curated record. The coding region runs from base 421 to 1050 and encodes 209 amino acids. Lineage: Eukaryota; Viridiplantae; Streptophyta; Magnoliopsida; Fabales; Fabaceae. The transcript is spliced from 5 exons.
AAAAGAUUCGUUUGAAAUGGAUUGGGUGGGCGGUGAACAAGGAACACGGUAAAAUCAAGGGACGGUGGCUUACAGUGGAACAUGAGAUCAUCAACCACACACUUUGUUCAUUCAUUUUUCUCUUUCUUUUCUUAUUUGUAUUUUUGUGUUUUUGUUGUGUUGUGUUGGGCAUUGGGUAGUAGGAUAGGACUUAGGAGAGUGUUGCACUGUUAUGUGAGCCUCAAAAAGCAAAGAGUGGUACUGCACUUUUAGGCUGUAAUCUGAGACAUUCAACCCCAUCUUUCAAAAACCCAUCAUCCUUACAAAUUACGAUACACAUAAUUCGGGGUCCACUAUCACAUUAAAAUUCAAAAAAAAAAAAAAGUGACAUAGAUAGAUCCCUUGCUGGGUUCAAGUUCCUCACUUUGGAUUCUCUCCCUAAUGGGUUCCUCUGAUCGAUUGUUUAACCGGCAAAGAAGUCUUCAUGAGAUCCUUGGUGGUGGUCAAGUUGCAGAUUUAAUACUGUGGAGGCGGAAGAACCUUACUGUGGGGAUAUUGUUGGUCACACUAGCUGUUUGGGUUGUGUUUGAAAGAUCUGGUUAUACUCUUCUGUCUCUUGUUUCUAAUGUUCUCCUCCUCCUCAUUGUCAUUCUUUUUCUCUGGGCCAAAUCAGCUGCAAUUCUCAACAGACCUGCUCCACCUCUACCACAGUUGCAUCUCUCAGAGGAAAUGGCAAACGAAGUGAAGACUUUUAUCCGCACAAGAGUUAAUGAUCUGUUAUCAGUUUCUCAAGAUAUUGCCCUUGGUAAAGACUCAAGGCUGUUCCUGAAAGUAGCUGCAUACCUCUGGAUAAUUUCUAUCAUCGGUGGCUUAACUGAUUUCCUUACCCUGGCAUACACCAGUCUUUUUAUUGUUCUUACAGUACCAGCAAUCUAUGAAAGAUAUGAAGAUUACAUAGAUAAGUAUAUCUUGAAGGGUUACAGAAAAUUAUGCCUAUUACAUUUGAAAAUAAAUGAGCAAUAUGUCAACAAAGUCCAUAAUUGGAUCCUGGAGAAGAAAAAGCUGAGCUGAGUUUGUGUUUUUCACAUUCAUUUUCACAAUUUCUUUUAUUAUUCUUCUAAAAUAUUUCUUACAGGAUCACUGGUGAGAUUGUAAUUGAGUUUGAGGGACAACAAUAGUGAUCUUCUCCCCCCAAAAUGAGUGUCUUUUGCAUUUUCCAUCUUCAAUGAUGGAUCACUUUUUUGGUACAUAAUGAUGAAACUCUUACGUUGGGCUGGUUAAUGUAGUCCACUAAGCAUCUAAGAUUUAUUCUUAGGUUAACAAAGAAAAAAUAUAGGUGCCACUACCUAUACAAAAGAUAAAA